This is a messenger RNA of Paramecium octaurelia, 550 nucleotides long. NCBI's taxonomy places the organism in Eukaryota, Ciliophora, Oligohymenophorea, Peniculida, Parameciidae. The record is from the annotation of a GenBank genome assembly.
AUGCCAUUGAAUUGCAAUAUUAUUAAUCCAAAUUAAAAAGAAAAGCUGAGUAGAAAUUAUGUAAUUUAUUGCGUAAUUAUUGUAGAAAUAUAUUAGAAUUACUAAGAAUUAGUGUUAUACCACUAAAUAAAGUAUCAAAGGAUUAUACAUAUCCAAUAUUAAUUACAUAUUUUGAAGUUAAUAUUGAAAAAAGCUUGAAGGAUAGCAAGUAAAUAUUGCAUUUGUUUAAAUAAUAAAUCGUGCAGAAAUGCUAAUUAAUUUUUAAAACAAUCUUGAGACCAAUCGAAAAUAUAACACAAAUGAUAAUUCUAUAAUGUAAAUACUUUAAACAGUUCCGAAGUAAAACUGAAAAUCAGAUCAAAAAUAAUGAAACCUUAAGCAGUAUUAUAUCGAAAAUGUGUAAAUAAGAAUUUUACAAUUUUGACAUCUCAAUGAUUUUCACAACAUUACUCCCAAGUACCAAAUUAACUAUAAUAUAUAUAUGAAUAUCUUCAACAGUUAAAAUAAAUAAAUUUGGAUUAUAAUAAAGAUGUUGAUUGCAUAAAUAGUG